UCUUCAGGAUAACUAGAACAUUCUCAAAAUUAAACUAAUUUUACUACAUUACCUCUCUAUCUUUUUAUGCAAAUGCUAAAUAAACUUUAAACAUAAUAUUAAAUUACUUCUAAAUUUUGUUACUUUCUUAAUAGAAACCUUCAUAGAUUAAUUACUACCUGAAUUCAUUAUAAAUAUACUUAUAUUAAUUCUAAAAGAAUGAAAAUGGCAUCAAAGGGAGAUGCUUUCAGCACCACUGAUGACUCAGAUAGUGUGGUAAAUGAUUGGGAAUUUUGCUCAUCCUGUGGCACCAUCAUCAACACCACCAAUCCCCAACUCCCCAAAAACUGUGUUGCUUGUGAACAUCCUAUUGAUACUGCUGCAAUUAUUGGAAGAGUGAAGAAGUACACAUUGAUUUUGACUCCAUGGGACUACUAUUUGGGGAGUAAGAAGGCCAAGAAAGCUGCUAUGUUGCAGUCUCAGGAGGGGCCUGGAGGGCCUACAGAUGAGUCUCGUAACUGCAGCAAGUGUGGCCACAGAGGCAUGCAGUACACCACAGCCCAACUCAGAUCAGCAGAUGAAGGACAAACUGUCUUUUAUUUUUGUGUCAAGUGCAAGCAUCGCGAGAUGGAGAACUCCUGAUCCCUCCAUUGGAUUAGAUGGAGCAUCCGAGGCGAAUAUAUUGGCUGUGAAGAA
Molecule: messenger RNA, 675 nt
Organism: Hyalella azteca
Lineage: Eukaryota; Metazoa; Arthropoda; Malacostraca; Amphipoda; Hyalellidae
Gene: RpI12
Product: DNA-directed RNA polymerase I subunit RPA12
Exons: 4
Coding region: 199-621 (140 amino acids)
Biological process (GO): DNA-templated transcription; termination of RNA polymerase I transcription
Cellular component (GO): RNA polymerase I complex
Molecular function (GO): nucleic acid binding; zinc ion binding; DNA-directed RNA polymerase activity
Source: RefSeq, a predicted model, not a curated record